CGGGGCGCCUCCCGAUAGCGCUGUCUCUGUGGCGCAAUCGGUUAGCGCGUUCGGCUGUUAACCGAAAGGUUGGUGGUUCGAGCCCACCCAGGGACGAGCCGUGGUUUUUUUUGUCUUCUGAGCGUAUAAAAAAGUGUGCGAUGCGCUGGCUUUUGCCGGGUCACAUGUGCGUCCCGUUGCCUCCACCAUUCAUCUUCGCGGGCUGGGGGAGGACGCACGGAAAGCGCCGGGGAACGUCCGGGCCCGAGUCCUGUUUCCGCGCUCUCGCCGAGCCGCUUUGACCGCCGGACGGGAACCCGGAGCGCUAAGGAGGACGGACCUCAAAGGUUGUCUGAAGGCCGAGGCCAAGAUGGCGGCGCUGCCGGCUUCUGGCCUGCCCUGUGUCCGGAUCCUUGGUCUUCGCACUGGCGUGGGUGCGGCUGUUCAGGCACGAAGCAUCCACCAGAGCUUGGCCACUGACCAUCCAAAUAGCACCCAACCCGCUGUGCCCAAGGCUGGAGCCGUGGUCCCCAAGCCCACAGCACUUCCCAGCAACCGGGGCGAGUAUGUGGUGGCCAGGCUGGAUGACCUCAUCAACUGGGCCCGCCGGAGCUCGCUGUGGCCUAUGACCUUCGGCCUGGCCUGCUGUGCCGUGGAGAUGAUGCACAUGGCCGCACCCCGCUAUGACAUGGACCGCUUUGGUGUGGUCUUCCGCGCCAGCCCACGCCAGGCUGAUGUGAUGAUUGUGGCUGGAACGCUCACCAACAAGAUGGCCCCCGCACUCCGUAAGGUGUACGACCAGAUGCCAGAGCCCCGCUACGUGGUAUCCAUGGGGAGCUGUGCCAACGGCGGAGGGUACUACCACUACUCCUACUCUGUGGUGAGGGGCUGCGACCGCAUCGUUCCCGUUGACAUCUACGUCCCAGGCUGCCCGCCCACGGCCGAGGCGUUGCUCUACGGUAUCCUGCAGCUACAGAAGAAGAUCAAGCGGGAGAAGAGGCUCAACAUCUGGUACCGCAGGUAGUGCCGCUGCCGCCUGGCCGGCCACGCCAGCCACGCCAGCCUCCUGAGACUGUUAAUAAACCCAGCCUGCUCCCUCU
Messenger RNA from Loxodonta africana (African savanna elephant), 1079 nucleotides. It is a transcript of the gene NDUFS7, whose product is annotated as NADH:ubiquinone oxidoreductase core subunit S7. Lineage: Eukaryota; Metazoa; Chordata; Mammalia; Proboscidea; Elephantidae. The record is from RefSeq and is a predicted model, not a curated record. Gene Ontology annotation, molecular function: NADH dehydrogenase (ubiquinone) activity; quinone binding; 4 iron, 4 sulfur cluster binding. Bases 350 to 1003 code for a protein of 217 amino acids. Gene Ontology annotation, biological process: electron transport coupled proton transport; aerobic respiration; mitochondrial respiratory chain complex I assembly. The transcript has 8 exons.